Messenger RNA from Solanum stenotomum, 933 nucleotides. RefSeq names its product isoflavone reductase homolog A622-like. NCBI's taxonomy places the organism in Eukaryota, Viridiplantae, Streptophyta, Magnoliopsida, Solanales, Solanaceae. The transcript is spliced from 5 exons. Gene Ontology annotation, molecular function: oxidoreductase activity. The record is from RefSeq and is a predicted model, not a curated record. Bases 1 to 933 code for a protein of 310 amino acids.
AUGGAAGAGAAAAGCAAGAUUUUAAUAAUUGGAGGGACAGGUUACAUAGGAAAAUACCUUGUGAAGGAAAGUGUAAAAUGUGGGCACUCAACUUUCAUUUUGGUUAGAGAAAGCACACUUGCAAAUCCUGAGAAAUCAAAACUCAUAGACACAUUCAAGAGUAUUGGUGUUACACUAAUUUAUGGAGAUUUAUCCAAUCAAGAAAGCCUGAUUAAGGCAAUUAAGCAAGUUGAUGUGGUGAUUUCCACUGUUGGGGGAGGGCAAUUUGCUGAUCAAGAGAACAUCAUCAAUGCAAUUAAAGAAGCUGGAAAUAUAAAGAGAUUUUUGCCUUCAGAAUUUGGAUUCGAUGUGGAUCAUGUUGAUGCAGUUGAGCCAGCAGCAUCACAUUUUGCUCUCAAGGCCAAAAUCAGGGGGAUGAUAAGGUCACAAGGAAUGAUUCCAUACACAUUUGUGAUCUCCAAUUGGUUUGCUGAUAUCUUCUUGCCUAACUUUGGUGACUUACAAGCCAAAACCCCUCCUAAGGACAAAGUGGUCAUUUUUGGUGAUGGAAACACCAAAGCAAUAUAUGUGAAGGAAGAAGACAUAGCCACAUACACUAUCAAAGCAAUAGAUGAUCCAAGAACUUUGAAUACAACUCUUCACAUAAGACCUCCUGCCAAUAUUUUGUCCUUCAAUGAGAUAGUGUCCUUGUGGGAGAAAAAAUUUGGCAAGACACUUGACAAGUUGUAUCUUCCAGAGGAAAAUAUUCCCCACAUGAUACAAGAGGAACCUGAUCUUCCAUCAAAAGUCAAUUUGGCCAUAUGCCAUUCAGUAUUUGUCAAAGGAGAUUCUACAAACUUUGAGGUUGAUCCUUCUAUAGGAGUUGAAGCCACAGAGCUUUACCCAGAAGUGAAAUACACUACUGUCAAUGACUACUACAAUAAAUUUGUCUAG